GACCUCUCCAAAACGAUCUCAUACCAACGGCAUUCACUGUUUGUAGAGGAACGUAAAUACUGGGGCGAACUCGCGAAGCAGAGGAAGAAAGAGCACGAGGAGAUAGAUGAAUACCCAUGGUACGUCUAUCGGUUGUUGUGGUUUGCUAAGGUAGUGAUAGUUUUGUUUCUGUUAUAA
Messenger RNA from Fomitiporia mediterranea MF3/22, 177 nucleotides. RefSeq lists its product as uncharacterized. The annotation marks the transcript as partial. The transcript has a single exon. The record is from RefSeq and is a predicted model, not a curated record. NCBI's taxonomy places the organism in Eukaryota, Fungi, Basidiomycota, Agaricomycetes, Hymenochaetales, Hymenochaetaceae.